This is a messenger RNA of Melospiza melodia melodia, 3747 nucleotides long. Its product is annotated as hydrocephalus-inducing protein homolog. NCBI's taxonomy places the organism in Eukaryota, Metazoa, Chordata, Aves, Passeriformes, Passerellidae. The transcript is spliced from 20 exons. The record is from RefSeq and is a predicted model, not a curated record. Gene Ontology annotation, biological process: cilium movement; axonemal central apparatus assembly. Gene Ontology annotation, cellular component: axoneme. The coding region runs from base 1 to 3747 and encodes 1248 amino acids.
AUGUCUCUCCUGCAGGUUCCUCACUUGUUGAAGGUCACCUUGAAGAGCUCACCUUAUUUCCAGCUGGUGGGCCCCAAUGACGUGUGCCGCAAGGUGCCACCGGGCCUCUACACCACUGUCCGCAUCCUCUUCACCCCUGGGCAGAGAAAGGAUUAUUUCCACCAGCUCCUCUGCACCACUGAAAAUGAAGAGUUCAUUGUGCCAAUUUGGGCCAUCGGUGGCCGAGCCAUCCUGGACUUCCCUGACCAGCUGGACUUCUCCACCUGUCCGGUCAAGUACACGACCCAGAAGACCCUGCUGGUUCACAAUGUUGGAAACCGGCCUGCUUGUUACGAGCUGAGCACCCAGAGCCCUUUCUCUGUCACUCCGGCCAUGGGAACUCUGGAUGUUGGUGACGCCGUGGAGGUGGCAGUGGAAUUUCGGCCACUGAAGACUGGUGACCAUUCCAGGUCCCUUGUUGUGCACUACGACACAGGUGAAGACACCCACACAAGCCUUCAUGCCAGAGCUGUGGAUGCCCACAUCAGGCUGGACAGGAAUACUGUGACCCUGGAGAAGACGUACAUCACCAUGUCAAACAGCGCAACUGUGCUCAUCCACAACCGCAGCGACAUCACAGCCCGCUUCCAGUGGAAGGCUGUGGAUACUGAGGAACAGGAGGAACAGCUGAGGCAGAGGCAGUAUCACAGGAUAUACCAGCAGCAAAGGCACAAGUUGUAUAGUUUUCUGAAGGAGCGUGAAGUGGACAUCACUUGCCGAGAACGCCUUGCUCUUCUCAACCACACCUUCCAGAGUGAGGUAGCAAAGAUCAGAGGAGAUCCCAUGCUGUUAGACGAUGACAUUUUCUCCCUUGUGCCAAAGGAGGGUGAGAUCAUGCCGAAGUGCUCGGCUGAAAUCAGCGUGUUCUUCACGCCCCAGGCAGCCCAGGUCUAUGAGCGAACGGUUUACUGUGACAUCUCAGGCCGUGAGAACAGGCUGCCCCUGCUCCUCAUGGGGGAAGGCCUCGGGCCCCGGGUCCAUUUCCACUUUGAGGAACUGAACAUCGGGGAGGUUUUUGUCAGAGUAACCCACAGAUAUGAGGCAUACCUGAUCAACAAGGGGCCUAUUGAGGCUCCCUUCAAACUCAUCCCUCCAACCACAGCCAUGGGCUCCUGCUUCACCUUCCUGCCCCAGGAGGGCAUCGUGGCACCAGAGAAGCUCCAGGCCAUCCGGGUCUCCUUCUGUCCCACCAUCCGGGGGGAGUUUGAGGAACAAUUCUAUUUCCAUGUGGCUGAAUCCCCUAAGCCUGUGAUCUUCACUGUCAGGGGCUCUGUGAUAGGACCCACUUUCCAUUUUGAUGUGCCCGCCCUGCACUUCGGUGACAUCGCCUUUGGUUUUCCUCACACCUUGAAGUGUUGCCUGUUUAACACCUCCCUGACGCCCAUGGGCUUCUCCCUCUACAUUCCUGGGGAUGGCUUGGGAGUGCCCAGUGUUAGCAGCACUACUCAGAUAGGCAAACCCAGCAGCCAGCUGUGGAGGAAGGAAGUUCGAGUUCUGAUAAGGCCACAGGAAUUUACCAUAAACCCCCACAGCGGGACCGUCCGUGCCCUGGGAUCCCAGGAUAUCAAGGUCACCCUGUGUCCCAACACUGUUGGGGACUACAAUCUGGAGCUGGUGCUGGACGUGGAAGAUGUUGGCAGGAAGGUGUUUGCACUGCCCCUCACAGCCAGGUGCAUCGUUCCUACUCUGCGAGUGCUCAACCCUGUCGUGGAACUGGGGCACUGCUGCUUGAAGGUGCUCUAUGAUGAGAAGGUGACCCUGGUGAAUGACAGUGACUUCCCAGGCUGCUACUGUCUUCUCCCUCAGGAACACAAGGAGGAGGCUGCUGCGUGGUACUCCAGCCUUGCACCCUCGGGGAUUAUCGAGGCUCACAGCUCGGUGCAGAUCCCAAUUACACUCCAGGCCCAGUUGCUGGGACAGUGCAGCAUCACUGCCAAGCUGGCCGUGUUUGGGAGACCAGGAUCCCCACUGGAAAUCCGUUUAGAGUGCGUUGGCCAGGGCCCCGUUGUCUAUGUCCAUCCCAGGGAGAUAAACUUCGGCUCUAUCCCAGUCCUAGAGGAUUGUUCCAAAACUCUCCACCUCGCCAAUCAGUGUAAGAUUCCUGCAGCCUUCCAGGUGGAGAUGGCUGUGGAACGUUCCUGCUGGAGGAUUGAGCCCAGUAAAGGAGUGGUCCCCCCCAGUUCUGAGGUGUCCGUGGCUGUCAUAGCUAACCUGAAUGACACAGUGAAAUUCCAGGAGAAGCUGAAGGUGUUCAUUGAGAACAACCCUGUGACCAUCAUCCCUCUCCAGGCUGUGGGCAUUGGCACCACAGUUGUCUCGGACAAACCUCUUGUUCCAAAGCUCGACUUGAAGUCCUGCUUCAGCUUCAGUCGCUGCUUUUACCACUUCCAGCUGACGAACAGAGGCCGCCGCACGCAGCGGCUCUACUGGAGCACGGAAGGGUUCCGCACCUUCCGCCGCAGCGCGCGGGCCCCGGCCCCCGCGGGCCCCCCGGGCAAAGGGGCUCCCCCCAUGCCCAGGCCUGGCAGCCCCGUGUUCAAGCUGUGCCCAGCGCAGGUGGACCUGAGGCCGGGCCAGACUGUGGACAUGGUGCUGGAAGGCUGCUCCAGCACUGUCCAGGAGGUGAAGGAGCGGCUGCUGUGCCACGCUGUGGUGGGGAAAGAGACAGCAAAGAAACAGAUCCUGCAAACAGAUGUCAUCUGCAACUUCAUCUGCCCUGCAGUGCAAAUGUCCCCCAGAGCCAUCGCUUUCCGUGUGGAAAAGAAACCCAGUGAUGUCCUGACACUGCAGUACCAGCCGCUGACAUUAAAAAACACCAGCUCCCUGCCAUUCAGCGUGGUGCUGGACUUGGAGCAGCCCUUCCUGGUCUGCAAUGUCAACCGGAAGCCCCUCCCUGCAAAUUGCAAGCCUUUGCCAGUGGGUGUAGGGAAGGAACUUCAUCUCUGCAUCUGCUUUAACCCAGCUUAUAAGAACAGUCUGAUCAGCUGGGUGGUAAAGAAGGUUCUCAGGGUGAGCUUCGUGGAGCAUCCUCAUGUGGAGAAGAUCCCUCUUCGGGGGGAAGUCUGCUUCCCAAAUCUCCACCUCCCCACCAAGGCCGUGGACUUUGGCUGCAUCAUAAAUGACACUGAACAAGAGUUGAAGAUGGAGAUGACCAACUGCAGCCCACUCCCUGUCAACUACCACUGGUCAUUCCUGACAGACAGCCAGGUGAACACCAUCAGGUUCAUCCCUUCACCACCUAAAUUCAAGCCACGGUCAUUAAACAAGAGGAGAGUGUUUCUACGGAGAUACUCCAGGACUGAAAGUGUGGAGGAGCCAACUGAAACCCCAGAAACAACGCAGGAUUCUGCCCAGGAAGAUUCUGCCCUGGAAGAUUCUGCCCUGGAGGAUUCUCUCCUGGAGGAUUCUGCCCUGGAGAAUUCUGACGAGCAGGAUUCUGCUCAGGAAGAUCAUGCCCAGGAGGAUGCUGCCCUGGAGGAUGCUGCCCAGGAGGGUACUGCCCAGGAAGAUCCUGCUCAAGAGGACUCUGAUCAGGAGGAUUCUGCUCAGGAGGACUCUGACCAGGAGUCAGCAGAUGCAGAGCAUUCCCUGGAAUCAGAGGUGGAUUUUCUUGUGCACCUACCACUUGCUUUGCCUCCUCAACUUGCCACCAAAAAGUCAUACUCGUGCCAACCUCCCUUUUUGCUGCCCUUCCGUCCUGUGCCCUGA